Messenger RNA from Clavispora lusitaniae ATCC 42720, 4449 nucleotides. RefSeq names its product Cdr4p (gene CDR4). Gene Ontology annotation, biological process: xenobiotic detoxification by transmembrane export across the plasma membrane. Gene Ontology annotation, molecular function: ATP hydrolysis activity; ABC-type transporter activity; ATP binding. The record is from RefSeq and is a predicted model, not a curated record. Gene Ontology annotation, cellular component: membrane. Lineage: Eukaryota; Fungi; Ascomycota; Pichiomycetes; Serinales; Metschnikowiaceae.
AUGAGUGAAGAGAGCGAUAAACAGGACAAUUCGUCCUUAAACACUUCAAACUCAAGAGGGCCUUCCCACUAUGAGGGUUUCACGCCAGAAGUCCGAGACAACAUCAGACUGUUGGCCAGAUCAAUGACCAGAGACUCGCAGAAUGCUUCUAAUGACCAUGAGCUCAAUCUCGUUAGAACAUUGAGUCGUCUUUCGAGCCAGGGUGGUCCGCCUGUCAAUCCCAUAUUGGAUGAAGAAAUUGAUCCUCGUUUGGACCCCAAUUCCGAUUCGUUUAGUUCUGAGUUCUGGAUCAAGAACAUGCGUAAAAUGACAUACAGUGACCCAGACUACUUCAAACCAUCUUCCCUCAGUGUCAUUUACAAGAAUCUUAGAUGUUACGGCCAUGCUGUGGGCUCCGACUACCAGCCAACGUUUGGUAAUUCUCCUCUCAAGGGUCUUACACAAGCAAUCAGAAAGUUUGACAAAAAUUACCAGAAAAGCAAUGAAUUUGAUAUUUUGAAGAGCAUGGACGGGAUAGUUCCCACUGGGAAAUUAACUGUCGUUUUGGGCCGUCCUGGUGCGGGAUGCUCAACUUUUUUGAAAACUAUUGCGUCGCAAACUUACGGUUUUCAUGUUGGUGAAGAGUCGAUCAUCUCUUAUGAUGGACUUACACCACAGGAGAUCGAACGUCAUUUUAGAGGUGACGUUGUUUAUUGUGCUGAGACUGAGAAUCACUUCCCUCAAAUGACUGUUGGAGAUACCUUAACUCUUGCAGCUAAAAUGAGAACCCCACAGAACCGGCCAAAGGGUGUAACUAGAGAAAUGUAUGCCAAGCACAUGGCAGAUGUUGCUAUGGCCACUUUUGGUUUGAGCCAUACCAGAUACACAAAGGUGGGUAAUGACUUCAUCAGAGGUGUAUCUGGUGGUGAAAGAAAAAGAGUUUCUAUCGCAGAGGUUUAUUUGUCUCAGGCUAAUGUGCAAUGCUGGGAUAACUCCACUCGUGGUUUAGAUUCAGCCACAGCUUUGGAGUUUGUUAGGGCUCUUAAGACAAAUGCGAGGAUCGCAAAUGCUACUCCGAUUGUGGCUAUUUAUCAAUGUUCCCAGGAUGCGUAUGACUUGUUUGACAAUGUGAUUUUAUUGUACGAGGGUUAUCAAAUUUAUUCUGGUGAUGCCCGCUCUGCAAAAGAAUUUUUCAUUAAUAUGGGUUACCACUGCCCAGCUCGUCAGACAACGGCUGAUUUCUUAACUUCCUUGACUAAUCCAAAGGAACGUGAAGUGAGAAAAGGAUUUGAAGAUAAGGUUCCCCGCACCCCCAUUGAGUUUUACAAUUACUGGCAGAAUACCCCAGAGAAUCAGGCUACAACAAAGAAGAUUGAUGAAAUUUGGCAAAGUGAUAACCAUGAAAACAAACGGGAGGAAUUUUAUGCCCACCACAACGCCCGUCAAUCCAAGAAGUCUCGUCCACAUUCUGCUUUUACCGUUUCCUUUGGAAUGCAAGUGAAAUACAUCAUGCAGAGAAAUAUCUUAAGAUUACGUGGUGACCCUUCCGUCCCAUUGUUUGUGGUUGGUGGAAAUACAUUUAUUUCAAUUGUUAUUUCGACAAUGUUUUUGAGCUUAGCUCCAACUACAGCGAAAUUCUAUCUGAGAACAGCUGUUCUUUUCUUCGCCGUUUUGUUUAAUGCCUUCUCCUCGUUAUUGGAAGUCUUCUCGUUGUAUGAAGCUCGUGCAAUUGUCGAAAAACACAAAAAAUAUGCUUUAUACCACCCUUCGGCAGAUGCUUUGGCAUCUAUCAUGACUGAACUUCCCACAAAGAUCUGUAAUUGCAUAUGUUUCAAUCUCAUUUUGUACUUUAUUGUACAUUUGAGACGAGAACCAGGGUAUUUUUUCUUUUACAUGCUUAUGAAUUUCACAGCUACACUAGCCAUGUCUCAUUUGUUUAGAACCAUUGGUGCAGCCACGAAGUCAUUAUCUCAGGCCAUGACACCCGCUUCUAUCUUGUUGUUGGCAUUGACUAUCUUCACUGGUUUUGUUAUUCCACCUAAGAAAAUGCAUGGCUGGUGUCGGUGGAUCAAUUAUAUUGAUCCAGUCGCUUAUGCAUUUGAGGCGUUAGUGUCCAAUGAAUUCCACAAUCGUAACUUCAAAUGUUCAGCUUAUGUCCCUAGUGGACCAGGAUAUGAAAACAUUGGCAGUUUUAACAGAAUCUGUUCUGUUGUGGGCGCUGUUGUGGGAGAAGACACUGUGAAUGGGGAUCGGUACAUUGAACUUUCGUUUGAUUAUUAUAACAAACAUAAAUGGAGAAACUGGGGCAUCGUGGUUGCUUAUGUUAUAUUCUUUUUAUUCACUUACAUCAUCCUUGUGGAAUAUAACAAGGGUGCUAUGCAAAAGGGUGAAAUUUUGGUGUUUCAACGGUCUGCAAUAAAGAAACACAAAAAACUCGCUCGUGAUCUUGAAGAGGGUAAUACUGAAAAACCCCGCCCAGAGGAUGAUUUUGAUGACGAAAAGGACAGCGACAAUGAUAACAGACUACCUAAAUCUACUAACACAUUCCAUUGGAGAGACAUAACCUAUUCCGUCAAGGUCAAAAAUGAAAAGAGAAUUCUUUUAGAUAAGAUUGAUGGAUGGGUGAAACCAGGAGAGCUUACUGCUUUGAUGGGUGCUUCAGGAGCAGGUAAGACUACUUUGUUGAAUUGUUUAUCUGACAGACUCACCUCUGGAGUCAUCGAGACUGGAACAAGGAUGGUUAAUGGUCGCCAUUUAGACUCAUCUUUCCAAAGAUCGAUUGGAUAUGUUCAACAACAGGAUUUACACUUGAGCACAUCUACUGUACGUGAGGCUUUGCGUUUUUCAGCCUAUUUACGGCAGGCAUCAUCAGUUACAAAGGCGGAGAAAAAUUCUUAUGUGGAGUAUAUUAUCGACUUAUUGGAAAUGAGAAAAUACGCAGAUGCUGUGGUGGGUGUGCCAGGAGAAGGUCUUAACGUCGAGCAAAGGAAGAGAUUAACCAUUGGUGUUGAAUUGGCUGCUAGACCAAGACUUUUGGUAUUUUUGGAUGAGCCAACUUCAGGAUUGGACUCUCAAACUGCUUGGUCCAUCUGUAAAUUGAUAAGAAAAUUGGCAGACCACGGCCAGGCUAUCUUGUGUACAAUCCAUCAACCAUCAGCAAUGUUGAUCAAAGAGUUCGAUCGUCUUUUAUUCUUGCAGAAAGGUGGCCAAACCAUUUAUUUCGGUAAACUCGGUGAAGGAUGUAAUACGUUGAUCAAUUACUUUGAGAAAUACGGUGCUCCAAAAUGUCCGCCAGAGGCGAAUCCAGUGGAAUGGAUGUUGGAAGUUAUUGGUGCAGCCCCGGGUUCUCAUGCUAAUCAGGACUACUAUCAAGUGUGGUUGAAAUCCAAAGAGUAUGAGGAAGUACAGCGCGAGUUGGAUGAAAUGGAAAGAGAAUUACCUAAUAUUCCCGAAUCAGAUGAUCCGGAGAGGUUCAAGUCUUAUGCAGCUGGUUACUUACUUCAAUAUUGGCUCGUGUUACACAGAGUUUUCCAACAAUACUGGAGAACACCACAGUACACUUAUUCAAAGGUUUUUUUGGCCAUCACUUCUGCACUUUUCAAUGGUUUCACCUUCUUCAAAGCAAAAAAGACAGAACAAGGCUUGCAAAAUCAAAUGUUCUCGGUGUUUAUGUUUUUGGUUGUUAUCAUGACUUUGAUUCAACAGUAUCUUCCUCAUUAUGUUGCACAGAGAUCACUUUACGAAGUGAGAGAAAGACCAUCAAAAACCUUUUCUUGGCUUGCCUUCAUCACUGCCCAAAUCACAUCUGAAGUUCCGUGGAAUAUCCUUUGCGGUACUUUGGCCUUCUUCUGUUGGUACUACCCUGCUGGAUUGUAUAACAAUGCAACCCCAACUGAUACUGUCCACGAAAGAGGUGCAACGAUGUGGUUCAUCAUCGUUAUCUUUUUCAUCUACACAUCUACAUUGGCUCAGUUGUGUAUUUCGUUUUUCGAAUUGGCUGACAACGCCGCUAAUUUGGCAACUUUGAUGUUCACUGUGUGUUUGAACUUUUCUGGUGUUUUAGUGACAUACAAAAAGAUGCCCAAGUUCUGGAGGUUCUUAUACAGAUUUAAUCCUUUCACCUAUUUGAUUUCAUCGAUGUUGACUGUUUCUUUGGCAAAUUCAUCUGUGACUUGCGCCAAAGAAGAGUUAUUGAAUAUUCGCCCCACUGGCAAUCUUACUUGCGGAGAGUACAUGAAAGAUUAUAUGCUGCGGGCUGGAGGAUAUCUUCUUGAUGAAAGUGCCACUGGAAACUGCAAAUACUGCACAAUGGCGUCGACUAAUGCGUUUUUGCAAUCGAUUGAUGCGAAAUACAAACUUAGAUGGAGAGAUAUUGGCAUUUUCAUCGGAUUCUUAGUCUUCAAUGUUGUCAUGACUGUUAUCUUUUACUGGGUUUUCCGUGUCCCUAAACAUUCCCGGAUGAAGUCUUAG